Petromyzon marinus (sea lamprey) is the source of this 4359-nucleotide messenger RNA. RefSeq names its product centromere protein C (gene CENPC). Lineage: Eukaryota; Metazoa; Chordata; Hyperoartia; Petromyzontiformes; Petromyzontidae. Gene Ontology annotation, cellular component: kinetochore. The record is from RefSeq and is a predicted model, not a curated record. Gene Ontology annotation, biological process: attachment of mitotic spindle microtubules to kinetochore; spindle attachment to meiosis I kinetochore; kinetochore assembly. Gene Ontology annotation, molecular function: centromeric DNA binding.
CGGGGGUCACGUGAUCAAACCAGCAAGCCAGGCCCCUAUUGGCCGCUUCGGAUUUUAAACUGACCAAUGGGGAAGCGCCGUUUCAACGCCCGUUUGCCGUUGGCGCCAUUUUUUGAUCUCGGAGUUCUCCUCACGAGGGUCCCCGGCAAAGUUCAGCGAAUAAAAAAAUACGACUCUCGUCUUCAUCGCUUAAACUUUGGUUGUCGGAUUUUAUGAAGGAAAGGGAGCGUCGCCGGGACGUCGUAUUUGUGCCGGCUUUGCCUCGACGACAAUGAGUCGUCCACAAAGUAUGCAGAGGAGCCUAUGCCCGAACAUUCUUUUUGGAAGGCGGACAGGGAGACAACUUAAUAUAAAUGUUUGGGAUGGUGCUGCAACCAUCAACGACUACUUUGCUGAUUUUCCUGAGGACAGCGGUGACGAGAGUUCCUUCAUCCCAGAAAUUGGGUCCGAAAACAGGACCAAUGUUUAUAAAAGCCCGGCCUCGCAUGGCGACUUGCGCAAAAGCCUACACCGAUAUGAUCCACGAAGAAGCCACAUGCCGGUUGAUGUGCACAGAAGCUACUUGGAGGGUGAUGCGCACAGAAGCCAAGCGCCGGCUGAUGCUUGCGAAAGUCAGAUCCUAGCUAACGCACGCAGAAGUCUGGGACUGGCUGACUCUGUGAAAAGGCCGUCAACGGACAAUGUUCAUAGGACCUUGGUUCGAAGAGAGGAAUCCUUUGGCCAGUCACUGAAGCAGUUCGAUAACAGCAUUGUUUCUUUACAGCAGGGGGAGGAACAUUUGGAGAAGCAGGCUUUUGUGAACCGGCUGAAAUUGGAUGAAAUAGAGACUUUGGAUGAAGAACAUGAUGCAGUGCCAACCAGGCACAGCGCUGUUCCGGACAAGACUGGUUCCACCUGCAAGUUGUUGUCAAAGGUUUUGAAUAAGGUCACUCCCCGUGUCACCACCGAGCUGGACAGGGGACAGAAUCCCACUGGCUCGCUGUCGCGAGUCUAUCAAAUGCCGAGUCCCCACUCCGUGCUCAAGGGCGUUGUUUCCAAAAAGAGGUUGAUAUUCGACGAUGUUGAAGGCUGUGAAAAACUCACUGUGGCAGCUCCACCUCAUGGUGUAAACCCUCUGAAAACAACACCAUUGAAGCCCACAGUCUCAAGGGUGAGCAGCGUGGCGCCAAGGCCAAGCAUCUCUUCGAGCAAGUACCUCGCCAUUCUUGAGGCGGACGAUGAUUUCUGCGACGACUUUGAGGUCAUGGAUGAUGACAUGAGCUCAGAAGGGUGGCUCUCCCUGCCGCACUCCAAGAGAACGAAGAAUGCCAAGGAGGUCCGGCCUGCCAAGGAAAACAAUGUCCGAAACCGAGAGGUGAAGAGAAACAAAAGUGUGAACACGGACACGCGUGCUGCUACUGGCCCAUCGGCCCUUGCUGUUACCGCCACAGGCUCAAAGAAAGUGGCGAUUGCAAGGAUUGCCACACCCAGCGGCGAAGGUAAGAAGGCAUCCAAGAAAGACUCCGUAGCUCCCGCCUCGAAUGUUACGACAAAAUCGUUAUCCAAGUCGCAGGCUGUGGAAGCGGAGGAAACCGAAAAUACUCGUCACCUCAGGAGCAGCAGGUUGGUGAAAUCGAGGCCGAGCACUUUUCAGCCGCCUCGGAUAGCGAGCGUGGCUGAUAAGACCACGGCACAUGCGUCAAGUUCCUUAAAGGUGCAGCACGCCAGCGCCUCUUGCCGCGCAGCGGAUAAAAGCAACCCGAAGAGCACGAACAAGAGGCAAGCAGACUUGGAGGACGAUGAAAAGCCCGAAGAGGAGGAGUUACAGGAAGAGGAGCAAGAGAACGACAGUGCCUCGGAAUCGUCACCGUCCGAGGUAAAGGGCGGUCGCCCAGUCCAAGCCAGCCGACGUUUUGCGGAACAAAAUAAAUACACGGAUUCUCAGGACGAAGAUGACCGCGGUGGCAACAUCACCGGCAAGGCAUUGCCUUCAAAGAAGAAAAUUUCCCAGAAGGAAGCGAUGGGACCGACAAAUGCUGUAUCAAAACCAAAGCAGAAACCGAAUGCGCUGCGCGAAGAAGUGGAGGUGAAUCACUCCAAGAUGACACUCGGCCGUCGCGUAUCCAAGCCACCAGGCAAUUGGUGGAUUGUGACGGAUAUCGACCCCUCCACUGUUCCCAAUUAUGAUCACAGUGGCAGGCAGGCGGCGGUCGCCACCCCCCGGAAGCCGCUGUCCCACUCGCAAAAGAAAUCUACGUCGUCCUGCCCAUCGAAUUCACCCCCAUCGCCAUUGCUCUCUCCAGCAUCACGGUCUCCAUCACCGUCCCCUCCGGAGAAAGAUGCCAAGUCGGCGAAACCGAAUCGCCCUACCAAGAAGCAGAAGAGGGAAAGCCACGGCCGAGAGGAGGCCCCGAUCCCGGUUUACACGCCAAAGUCUAUUCUCAAGCAGGGCAGCCAUCACGUGCGAAAGAGCCAGCGGGAAACGGUGAACUUUGUCUCGAGCCACAAGCAGUGGGACGUGCACAUGCAAGGAAACCAGGAGAUGGGUGGCAAUGAGGGGGGCAGCACGUCCUCGCAGUCGCCGACGCCACCCCCUCGCAAGUCCACCUUUGGCACAAGCCUGCCCAUGCUCGCCCAGAAAGGCCAUCGCUCGGUCUUCUCCACCUUCAGUGAAGUCUACAUGGAUACCCCAAACUCGGCAUCAAAGAAGGACCGCUCACAGCAGAAGCAAAGCCGGGUCCUAACGCCACGCUCCGAGCUCAAGCGUCCCUCCGCCGUGAACCAUGCCGCGAGCGUGCCGGACUCGGCACGCCAAAAGACCCCUCUACAGCUGCAGCAUCCGCCAGGCUUGUCGGGGCACAUGCCCGCAAGCCACAGCAAGUGGCGCCAACAGCCUGAGCCGAUGGUGACGGACACGGAUUCGUCCCUGCAGCAAAGCGGCAAUGAUUCUGCUGAAGUGCACCUCUCCCAAAACAAGCUACCCCAGAGUUCCAUCCAUGAAUCUGUGAAAAAGGCACUGCAUCAGCAACGGAGAAGCGGAGUUUUGUUUAAGGACAGGCCUGAGGCCACACAGGGCAGCAGGGGAAGGAAAACUCAAAAGCCAUCUCCUUUCCCUGAGGUCUACCGUGAAUCCUACGACAAUGGCACUGAUUACGAUGAUGAUUCUGAUUAUCAAGAGCCUAGCACCGCCACGACCAACAGCACAGUGGGGACCACGCAGUCUGAGAACGCAUCACAAGAGGAGCCGUCGGAAGUGGAUGCCACACCGUUGGAGAAUCACAAUAUCUAUGACAACAAGCCAUCGUCUAAGCAUCACGGCACCCAUUACUCUGAGGAGAGCAUGCAGGAUGACUCGAUGGAGGGAGUCCAGUGCCCGAAAAAGCAGCACCUCCACAAGAAGAUCAGACUGCCGACGAACACUCCGGGCAUGCGCCGCUCGGAGCGCACACGUGUACCCACACUGAAAUUCUGGGCUGGAGAGCGCAUCAAGUACAGGCUCCGGCGAUCAGGUGGGUUUCUAGUAUCAGGAAUCAUCUCUCCAGAGCAGGUGAACCCCCAUCGGGCCCACAGGAAGAGUAUGAAAACCAACAUUCGUAGACCGAAGAACCCACGGAUCACGCCAUUCUCUGUUUCCAGCGACCACAACGCCAACCUACCAGUGAAUCUGUCGAUCCAAACGGAAGACAUACCGGAGGAGAUGGAGCUCGCGGACGUUAAUGAAGGCACACCUGUGCAGGGUCUCAACGAGAAUGAAGAGUUCGUCAUGGACUGCGUGCGUACGCAGGACAUGUGCGCGUACCUGGGACCCCACCGGCAGGCCCUGCAGCCCACGGACGCGUUGGGUGUGUGGAAGGCCCUGAGCCAACCCUCGUACGCAUGCGGUUACUUCAUCCUGCGACCACAGCAAGAGAAGGGGCUGCAGUACGUCAACAUGGACACCAUGCUGUUCAACAUCAUACAGGGAAAAGUUGCCAUUACCAUCCACAACUCCAACUACAUCCUGCAGACUGGAGACAUGUUCGUUGUACCCCCCGGUAACGUCUACAACGUUCGCAAUCUACGUUACGACCAAGCCUCGUUGUUUUUCACACAAAUCAAGGGAAACCCGCAGAAGAGCGUGGCUGUGUCAUCACAACCUCCCGGCAAGGAGCAACAGCACCAUUACUGCGCGUCUCCCCACAAAUAGACUGACUAAUCAAACUAAUUUUUCAUUAAUUACGAUCAGAAUCGAUUUCAUAAGUCAAAAGCAUAAACGAUGAAACUGUUUGAAACAUGCCAACUUUCACAACGCCGUGCCAUGUUCUGUUUAUUGUUAGGUGUUUUGCUUUUUAAAGGAUGUUUAUUUGUGCUUAUCAAUAAAGAUUCAUUUUAAUAAACCUA